Molecule: messenger RNA, 818 nt
Organism: Guillardia theta CCMP2712
Lineage: Eukaryota; Cryptophyceae; Pyrenomonadales; Geminigeraceae
Exons: 2
Source: RefSeq, a predicted model, not a curated record
AGAGGGGGCAGGACAACGCAUGGGAUGGAAAGGACGCCAGCCUUGUAAGUGACAGGCGGCCAAAAUGUACGGGGAAAACAACCCUGUCGCGUCUCAGUUUUGGCGAGAAGAUCUGGUUGUUUCUCGUCGAAUCUGUUCGUUCAAGAAAGACAUCAAGGAGUGCUCUGGCAAACGUUGUCUGAUCUCACUACGGUGCUCUUUCUUAAAGAAUCAGCGAUUCUCUGUUUCUUGCAAUGUUCGUUUGGUGAUUUCUGACUGCACGUCAUCAAUGACAAACAAGAUUGCUGAUGACUAUCAGCUGACCUGCAAGCAGUAUAUGCUGCAGACUGUCUUUGACAUGCCUGUGCUUAGUGACGAACGAGCGGAGUUGCAAGUCGAAAUUAGCUCGGCUCCUAUCUUCACCAGAGUACGCGCCGAGCUGUCCUUGUUUCAACUACCUUCAAGUGUUAUGCAAAUCAUCGGUGCUCCUGCUGGGUCAAGCAUCGAGGCCUCUCCCAGUUCUGACCUAUCCGAUACCAUGGAAGGAGAGAAUGAUGAGCAGCAAGAUGAGCAGCUCGGGACGUCGCCAAGCAAAACCUUCUUGGGUUUCUUGGGCAUGAGGCCAGGAAAGCAUAGGAUUGGUCAAUACGAAAAUUCAAUGCAGGAGCAACCGACGAUUAGCGCUGAAGAUGACAUGAAGGAUUCUUCACUUGACUGUGUCAGUCCUGAGAGUUUCAAUGCAUCAUAUCGCAGCUGGUUCCGCCCUAAGGUCCGAGAAAUGGAUCAGGACGUUCAGAGCCAUUCCAUGUCCUCUGACUUCACUGAAGACAUUCUAUGCC